CUAAUUAAAAAUAAAGUAAAAAUGGAGCAAAAACAAAGUUGGACACUUAACACUUUGGGUGUCUUCAGAGGUGUAAAAAGGGGGGUCCAAGCUUAUGUGUACUCAUAAAAAAAUGCGGUGUGCGGGGGGUUUGUGCCUGUAUAUAUAACAAAAAUUCAUGAGGUGGCCGAGGAAGAGGUGGUGAGCUGUAAACUCAUAAACAAGGUGUAGGCCUUUCUUAUGAGAUGGUUGGUAACAAUACUGUGAAUAAUAUUAACACGCCUAAGAGGGUUGGUCCGUGACGAAGUACUAAUAAGUUGGUGAAGAUUAUGAAUGACAGGUUCUAUGAUUUGCCUUGUCCUGUAAACUUAAACGCUUGGUGAAGGUUUGGCUCUAUACUAGGCUUGUGCCUAAUUAUCCAACUUCUAAGGGGUCUUUUAUUGUCAACUCAUUAUACUGCUCAUGAAGACAUGGCAUUCGAUUCUGUAGUACAUAUUAUGCGUAAUGUGGAAAAAGGAUGAAUGUUGCGUAAUAUUCAUGCAAAUGGGUCCUCUAUGUUUUUUAUCUGUAUUUAUGCGCACAUUGCUCGUGGGCUGUAUUAUGGGUCUUAUUUAGAUAAGACAGUGUGGUAUUUUGGGGUGCAUUUGUUUUUGUUAACUAUGGCGGAGGCUUUCCUCGGUUACACUUUGCCUUGGGGGCAAAUGUCAUAUUGGGGGGCUACUGUUAUUACUAAUAUACUUAGAGUGAUCCCCGUAGUAGGAGAGAGUAUGCUCCGCUAUGUAUGAGGGGGUUGGACCGUGUGUAAUGCAACUCUAAAGCGGUUUUAUACUUUACACUUUCUCUUACCGUUUGUGAUAGUGGCGGUUGUUUUUUUACACCUGUUUUUUUUACAUGAGAAAGGGAGUAAUAACCCUUUGGGUAUUGAAAGAGGUACUAUGUGUGUGCCCUUCCACCCCUUCUAUACUAUUAAAGAUCUUUUUGGUUAUGUUUGCUUUAGGUUCUUUUUUAUAUAUUUAGUGUGUGUGGAUCCUGAGCUGUUAGGGAAUCAUUUAAACUAUUGGCCUGCUAAUCCUAUAAAAACGCCAAUCCAUGUUCAGCCUGAGUGGUAUUUUAUGUUUGCUUAUGCAAUCCUUCGUUCAAUUCCUCAUAAAGCGGGGGGGGUAUAUGUUAUGUUUUUGUCGAUUGUAGUAUUAUACCUAAUUCCUAGUCUUCACAGAGGUAAGUAUCGAAGUUUAUGUUUUUACCCGUUUAAUCAAGUAGUGUUUUGAGUGUUGGUUGGUAGGUUUAUUAGGUUAACAUGGAUUGGUGCUCGCCCAGUGCGGGAGCCUUAUAUCAUUUUGGGGCAGUGUCUUUCAGUCAUUUAUUUCUCUAGGUUGUUAUUAAACCCUCUUUCUUUGUGGGUGUGGGACAAGCUGCUUGAAUACCCUAAAUUCUGUAGGAGUCGUCCUGUAGACCUGAAAUGGUUUAAGUUUUUAGCUUAUUUCAAGUUAUUAAAAUUAGUAAAUCGCGAAAGUAGCGCACGUGAGUGGGCUAAUAAGUGUAGAAAAAUAUAAA
Messenger RNA from Mytilus trossulus (common blue mussel), 1533 nucleotides. RefSeq names its product cytochrome b-like. Gene Ontology annotation, molecular function: quinol-cytochrome-c reductase activity. Gene Ontology annotation, cellular component: membrane. The record is from RefSeq and is a predicted model, not a curated record. Gene Ontology annotation, biological process: mitochondrial electron transport, ubiquinol to cytochrome c. The transcript has a single exon. Lineage: Eukaryota; Metazoa; Mollusca; Bivalvia; Mytilida; Mytilidae.